Molecule: messenger RNA, 2624 nt
Organism: Fragaria vesca subsp. vesca
Lineage: Eukaryota; Viridiplantae; Streptophyta; Magnoliopsida; Rosales; Rosaceae
Exons: 9
Coding region: 13-2220 (735 amino acids)
Molecular function (GO): protein binding
Source: RefSeq, a predicted model, not a curated record
CCAAAAAAGAAAAUGGGUAAGAAGGGUGGGAUAGUGGAGACGACGAAGAAGAAGAAGAAAGGGCGCCCUUCUCUUUUGGAUCUCCAAAAACGCAACCUCAAGGAGCAGCAGCACCUACUCCAACAAUUCCACCACCGCAACAAUUCCAACUCUGCCCCUCGCUCCAACCCUAAUUCCACCCCUGCCCCUCCCUCCACCAACCACCUCCGUCGAUCCACCCGCCGCAACCCCAACCCCGACGACGAGGACCCGGACGAUUCGGACGGAAACGACGGCCGCGAGAAGAAACUCAAGCUUGUCGUCAAAUUGCCAAAAUCCUCCGCGAAUUCCGGCGGGUCUGAGAAUGACGACGGCGACGAGAGCGUGAAAAAGCGCAAGAUCAAUGCAAUUGGAGAUGGAUCUGGGCUGGCUCACCCCACAAAGGGUGAGAAGUCGGUUCCUGUUUCAAAUCCCUCCUCAAGCACUGUCCAAGGUGUGGCCAAAUUGGAUUCUGGACCCUCUACUCCUUUACCCGAUACACAGCUGCUACUGUUCGUUCUUGAGAGGCUUCAAAAGAAGGACACCUAUGGGGUGUUUUCUGAGCCUGUGGACCCCGAAGAGCUUCCAGACUACCAUGAAGUAAUAGACAAUCCUAUGGAUUUUGGGACGGUUAAGAAGAAGCUUACAAGUGGAGUGUAUGCCAGCUUGGAGCAGUUUGAGGAUGACAUUUACUUAAUCUGCUCGAAUGCAAUGCAGUACAAUGCUCCAGAUACCAUAUAUUUUCGACAGGCACGAUCCAUCCAUGAGCUUGCGAAAAAGAACUUUGAAAAUUUGAGGCAAGAUAGUGAUGAUAAUGAACCAGAACCCAAGGUCGUAAGAAGGGGUAGACCACCCACCAAAAAUUUGAAAAAACCACUUGGGAGGCCUUCCUUGGAGCGUGUUGGUUCAGAGUUCUCAGAUGCCACACUUGCUACUGGGGCAGAAAAUGCUAUAUUGUCCAAUCAUGAUCGUUCACGAAAUAAUGAUGUGUAUACUAGUUGGUUGGCUGAUAACAAAUUUGAGAGGAAUGAUGACUUAACAGGUUCCAUGUUGAGAGGUACUUCCAAGACUGGGAGAAAGCAGUUUGUGUUUGAUGAGAACAGGCGUAAUACAUAUCUACAGUCUCAGCCUUCAGCUAAUGGAAGAGAGUCAACAGUGUUGACUACAUUUGAUGGAGAAAGAAAACAGCUAAUGCCUGUAGGGCUUCAGUCAGAUGGUUAUGCAAGGAGCCUGGCUCGAUUUGCAGCGAAUCUUGGACCUGUUGCUUGGAGAAUUGCUGCACAUAGGAUCCAAAGGUCAUUGCCUGCUGGUGUUAAGUUCGGUCCUGGGUGGGUUGGUGAAAAUGAUGUUGCUCCUCACAGGUCACUGGUAUUAGUCUCAUCCUCGAAAGAGCGGCCAUUUUCGCCACAGUCCUUGCCCAAUCGUGCAAAUUCGUCAUCUGCUGCGACAUCUUGCUCUAUUGAAUCAAAUAAAGAUAAAUUAUUGGAGAAACCUUCAGGACAUAACUUGUCAGAUAAACGCCCUUCUAUUUCUUCAGGGCCGGAUGACCAUCCAAACAGUCCUCCCCCACUGUCCGCUGCCACCUCAUCAGAUCCCUCAGUUGCUAACAGAUCUCCUGAACCCCUCACAGGAAAAGGCGAAACAGUUGAAGGAUCAAACUCUCGUGGUGGGAGUAAUAUGAUGGACAGUAAACUUGGUGGAAUCAGGCCAGGGCCUCCUCCUCAGAUCCAACGGACUCCUGAAAUUCAACCUGGGACGAAUGGAUUGAAUGGCACAUAUGGAUUAAACCGUCCUGCUCAGAUAGCAAAACAAGUUGGCAUGACCAAGUCUGGGGGCUUCAGCUUCCAUUCAUCUCAAAUGCUUGAUCAAGUCUCCAGGACUAACACUAAAUUGACUCAUCCAGGGACUUCAAACAGCUUAAAUUCAGAAGAAACCAAGCCCUCUGAAAAUCCAGGUACAAUACAGUCUUCUGGUUCAUAUUCAAAUUCAGUGAAUGAGUCACUGCCAGCCCAAACAUCUGGGGUUCAUCCCCAGUCAUCUAGGCAAGGGUCAUCCCAACAAAUUAAACCUAAUUCAGGAUUCUCACCGCAACAGAAGCCUGACUCAGUUCCACCAGAUCUGAACGUCAGAUUUCAGUCCCCAGGGUCCCCUAGUUCUAGCCGGGCUGAUUCAACGCAGCCGGAUUUAGCAUUGCAGCUCUAAGAGUAACUGAUUAUCCCUCUUUUCAGUCUUCCCUUAAUUUUUAGUUAACCAUAGGGUGAUGUGGGUGAUGAGAUCAUAGGGAUUGCUUUUAAGGCACAGCAAAGCCGCACCUAAUUGUAUUGUAAAGGAGUAGGCUGCUCUUGUACAGAUUACUGUAUCAUGCCUAAUUUUUAGGUCUAGAAGUAAUAGAAAGGUUUAAUUUGUAACGCCGGGAACCAUGAUUUAGAAGAGUAUGCGUUCCCGGUGAUGUACCAUGUUUAAUUUACCUGUAGACUCCUUGUUUAUUCCAAGGAGAUAUACCCUUUGUACCAGAAGAUGUAAUGUCACUCUUAUUUUAGAAUGUAUCAGUUUACAGGAAUAAAGUUUGUAGUAGAUCCAAACUGUUGAUAGCAAAAUCGUGACAC